Iphiclides podalirius (scarce swallowtail) is the source of this 216-nucleotide messenger RNA. The record is from the annotation of a GenBank genome assembly. NCBI's taxonomy places the organism in Eukaryota, Metazoa, Arthropoda, Insecta, Lepidoptera, Papilionidae.
AUGCUGCACCCACGGACACAGAGCGCGAUGUUUUUGAAGAAGUGCAACGGGUUCUCUUGGAUUCCGAAAAGAUUUUGGAGGAGAUACAGUGUUACAAAGGAGCUGGAAAAGAAAUCCGAGAAGCUAUUGCGGACCCUUCCCGUAUUACUCAAGAACGAGCCUGGCGCGCUGUCAAACCACUGGUGGAUAAACUUCUCAGAUGUUACCAACACUCCC